Molecule: messenger RNA, 1547 nt
Organism: Heterotrigona itama
Lineage: Eukaryota; Metazoa; Arthropoda; Insecta; Hymenoptera; Apidae
Source: the annotation of a GenBank genome assembly
AUGCUGUCAGGAGAAGAAGAAACAUUGUCGAAACGAGAAAAGUUAAUUCUCACUCUGCGGUUUCUCAAGAUAUAUUGGAAAAUAUUGUUUGCUGUAAUUUGGGCUCUGCUUCUGAUCCCUCCUCUUCUUGUUUUCAAUUACAGGGAAACUAGAUGCGCCUAUGCCAUAUUGAUCAUGGCUGGAUAUUGGAUCACAGAAUGUUUCCCCAUGGCGGUUACUUCGAUAAUUCCAGUGGUGUUAUUUCCAGCAUUUGGAGUGUUAAGCACGGCAGAUACUUGUGCUUGUUACAUGAAUGAUACUAUAAUGGUGUUCAUAGGAGGUCUAAUUCUUGCUAUCGCGAUCGAACACAGCAAUUUACAUCUACGAAUCGCUCUUGGGGUGAUGAAAACAGUUGGUUGUACUCAUGGAAAAUUGCUCGGUGGUCUUUGCGCCGUAACAGCUUUCAUAUCCAUGUGGGUCUCGAAUACUGCUGCAACCGCUAUGAUGGUACCAAUCAUAUUUGCUGUUUUAAACGAAUUAGAACAGGGAACAGCAACCGACAAGGAUAACAACAGCUUAUCUGCUAGCUGCAGCAUACUGUUCAACCUUCGGAGGUACAGGGACGCUCGUAGGCACCGGUACUAACCUUACUUUCAAGGGCAUUUUCGAAAGUAUAUUUCCCGAUUCCGAAGGCAUUAAUUUUACGCAGUGGAUGAUCGCCUCGUUACCGCAAAUGAUUGUUAAUACUUUUUUGACGUGGUUCUAUCUUCGGGUAGUUUACAUGGGUUACCUUAGACCUUACAGUGAAGAUGCACAGGUAGCGAACAUUGGAAUCGAAGGAGAAUUGGUUACGAAUCAAGUGAUAGAGCAAAGAUACAAAGAAUUGGGUAACGUUAGAUUUCACGAAGGAGCAGUUGCCGGUCUUUUUCUUAUCUGCAUAUUUUUAUGGCUAUUUCGAAAACCUGGCUUCGUAAAAGGUUGGGCCGAAGUGAUAACGGAGAUCUGCUGAAAGACCCUUCAAAUCUUCGGAAGGUUUGAUCACGUGGGACGUUAUCCAAAGGAAAAUGCCUUGGAGUUUAAUGUUCCUUUUGGGCGGUGGAUUCGCGAUAUCAAGGGGCAGUAUGGCUUCCGGUUUGGCAAGAAAAAUCGGUGAAACAUUGGUACCGCUGCGCUACUUGCCUCCUUUUUUCAUCAUGUUGAUUGUUUGUUUUUUUAUUGGCACUAUUACGGAGUUUACUUCAAACGUUGGAAUCGCAAACAUCACCUUACCAGUUAUCGCACAGAUGUGCGUUGCGAUGGAGAUGCAUCCAAUGUAUUUGAUGGUACCGGCAACUAUAUCGUGUUCUUUCUCUUUCCGAUUACCAGUCGGUACACCUCCGAAUGCAAUUGUAUCAGUUGUUGGACGUAUUCCGACUAAAUCGCUGAUGACGGGAGGUUGCGGUCCUUCCACUUAUGGUCUCAUAGUAAAUUGCAUUAACUUUGUCACAUGGGGUAUGUUCAUUCAUAACAUUAGAGAUUUCCCCGACUGGGCUACGAGCGGCUACGCACCCGUAGAAAAGAAGACGUGA